UUGGCAGAGAAAGUGCGUGUGGGCAUAUGGAGCGAGCGGCGCAGUGAGUGGAAGCAACAAUACAGCAGACAAGGGGGAGUUUCUUCUUGCAAAGCGCAUGCAAUCCCUACAAAAAUUCCCGGUGACUUCAGAUCCAAGGAGGUGGUGAUAUUCAUGGGAGCACGAUUCAAACUCGAGUCCUCUCACUUGGAGUAGGAGUACAGCUUCAGCAGCCCUGGAGCCAACGAGCUGCUCUCUCUGUGCCUCUUUUCAUGUUUAACAUAAACUAAAACAGAUGGAAUAAUGUUUGCUUGAAAUAAUAUUUUUUCAGCGCUGGAAGAAGUAAACCUGUGAGCUUCUCACUUUUGGACUGUAGUAAGGUGCUGAUUUGUUAACCUGAAGGUAUUCUGUAUAUUUCUUACCUGGGCAUUAUGAAGAGAUAUCCAGGAUUUUUCCAUUCCUGGGAGAGGAUGCAGUCUUAUUGAACGAGUCGCAGAUUAUUAUUUUUUUUAAAUUUCCUCACGUAUUAGUGGCUCUCAUUAAAGCUGUUACGCGGUGCGCCUUUUUACGCGGUAGUUUUAAAACUUCAACUCCUCAAAAUGAAGCGUGCAGGAUUUGCUGUUUUAGUUGUUCUGGUUUUUGCACUGCAGAGGACUGGUGAGAGUCACAAGGACACAACAGGUGAGCGCAAAGAGGGGGCAGACGCAGGUCGGCCGGGUUGGAACCAACAGCAGCAGUCCCCGGUAAGAAGUCAAGGUCAUUCGCCAAGGGGACCAGAGGAUGGGGCAUCCUCCACGCCGUCGGGUGAAUCUCCCAAUGGGACCAUUCACAGUGAGCCUAAAACUCUGAUCCGCGUUCCAAGGGUCGCAAAGUCCCCAAAAGCUGACGGUCAUGCACGUAAAACAACACCGACUCAGGCUGCAGACACCCCCCGGGAAGACCCCGCUUCUGCGCCUCGGGAGGGUGCGCUGCGCACCGCCAGACACCCGGUCAGCCAGAACUCUCCACAGCACAGAACCAGAGUGAACCGCAGGCAAAGCAGCAAGCAAAGUUCUGCCAGCACAAGGAGACUUGUUGGGCCUAACGUCUGUGGGGGUCAGCAGUGCUGCUCCGGCUGGGCUUUGGCUCCAGGAACCAACCGCUGCAUAAAACCUGACUGCCAGCCCCCCUGCCAGAACCGAGGCUCCUGCAGCCGACCACAUACUUGCGUGUGUCGCUCAGGCUUCCAGGGACCCCGCUGUGAGGAGGUAGCGCCGGAGCAGGUGUACAUCCGUGAUGGGGGCAGCCUGAGGCGUGUUCGACCAGGGACCGACCCUUUCCAGAGAGACCAACCACAGAGAAGGCCCUCAGACAGACAGGCCAUCAAUACCACAAAGACCCAGACCCCCCGACCUGCAGCCACCAGACAGCAGGCCCACUCUGUGGCCCAAGUGAGACGGGGACCCCCUGACUCCUCCCCUCAGCAGACUGGGACCUCCCGCACUGUGAAACGUUAUCCAUCAUCCUCUGGACCUAUCACCUCCAACGCUCUACCUACUGGCAAUGGCUACCCAAAUGGACACGACAAUGAGCACGGGAACUGGCACGGACACAGAAGUGGACAUGGAAAUGGGCACUCCUUUAGCUCCCACAGGCCUCCCAGCAACAGUCAGCUACAUGGACAGUACAACAAUGCAUUAUUACCAGCAGGGGCCAACCUCACCUCAAACCUGGACCGCAUUAAGAUCAUCUUCACGCCUAUGCUGUGCCGCAGGAUGUGCAGUGGUGGACGCUGCUACAAUAGUUGUGAGAAGGGAGACAUCACCACUGUCUACAGUGAGACCUCGCAUCAGCAGCAGCCAAAGAACCAGGGCUUCCGACUCUUCUUUUGUCAGAUCCCCUGUCUCAAUGGAGGCCGCUGCAUUGGCAGGGAUCUCUGCUGGUGUCCAUCAAACUCAACAGGGAAGUUUUGCCACUUGCCAUCACAGCCUCCUGCCAGAUCCAGUCCUCAUGGUCAUAAGGAUUCCAACCAACAUGGACAAAAACAGGCCUCACGUUCAAUGUACACUCUGCCACUGUCCAAUCAGCAAGUGUCCCUCCACCCAUCCUUGGUGAACGUCCACAUACAGCACCCCCCUGAGGCUGAGGUCCACAUCCACCAAGUAGCUCGUGUGCAGCCUGGGCAGAGACCAGCCACCACUGAGGGGGCUCACUCAGUCCAGCAGCGCUCCCAACCUGGGAAUGGACACGAACACAGCGAUGAGCACAGCAGCAGACACCAGCACUCCAAUGGCAACGACUAUGGCCACGUCAGGCCAAACACCCGUCAGAAUGGAAAUGUGGGAAGAUGCUUUCAGGAAACAGUUGACGGACAGUGUGGCAAGCCUCUGCCAGGCCUAACCAAACAGGAUGAUUGCUGUGGAAGUGUGGGAGCCUCCUGGGGUCUAAACAAAUGCCAAAAGUGUCCAACAAAACCAGCUUACGCAGUGAUUGCAAAUGGACAAGUGGAAUGUUCUAAAGGUUAUAAAAGGCUGAAUCUCACACAUUGUCAAGACAUCAAUGAGUGCUUGUUGCCUGGAAUCUGUAAGAAUGCUGAAUGUCUCAAUACCAAAGGGAGCUACAGGUGCACAUGUAAACCAGGAUACAUGUUAGAUCCAGCCAGGAGCCACUGUAUUUCUGACAAGGCGGUAUCGGACCAUAGGGCCUUGUGCUACAGAUCGGUGUCUGCAGGCACAUGCUCUCUGCCGCUUGCUCAACACAUCACCAAGCAGAUCUGCUGUUGCAGUCGAGUGGGUAAAGCCUGGGGCCCUGGGUGUGAUCGGUGUCCCUUGCCAGAAUCAGACCACUUUAAGGAGAUCUGCCCAGUUGGUCAUGGAUAUACCUACUCCCGCUCAGAUGUGCAGAUUUCUCUCCGACAGCUGGAUGAUGAUGAGCUGCAGAACACAGGGUUGUCUUGGGAGGAGCAGAGCCCCAUUUAUCCACAACUUCCAUCCUCCCAGCCAUCACUUCCACUGCCCAGUGGUCCUCACUAUCCCAUCCACCCUCAUAUUCCACAAGAACCUCAGUACCCAGUGUACCCAGAAACUCCACACAUACCACAGCACCCUAUCACUCCACAGGAGCCACAACAGCCCACCACAGACACUGAGACUUCCAGACCACCAGAAGAUGUGGAAAUUCUGAGCCCGCCAGCUGUUGUGACUGACUCACCAUUAAAGCAUCCAGACUCAACCGUCAUCAACGAGAGGCCAGAGUCAAAAGACACAACUCACACAGACUCAGCCACAGGAACUGACAAGUGUGUCGCCACACCAACAAUAUGUGGCCAUGGGAGAUGUAUUCCUGUGCAGACUGGAUACACCUGCGACUGUGAUCCAGGAUUCAAGCUCAGUGCACUGCAGACCAACUGCAUUGAUAUAAAUGAAUGUGACGAGGACCCAUGUGAAGGGAAGGGCCGCUGUGUGAACAACUUUGGCUCCUACACCUGCCAGUGUUACAGUGGCUACAGCCAGGUGAUCACCCAGAACAGGAAGUUCUGUCAAGACAUUAAUGAGUGCAGCAUGCCCAAUAAGUGCCAGAAUGGCAACUGCGUCAACGUAGAAGGAUCUUACACCUGUGAAUGCAACAGUGGCUACGCCAAGUCUUGGAGGGGCCUAUGCGAAGAUAUAGAUGAGUGCAGAGACCACAGCUCAUGUCCAGGCGAAUGCGUCAACACACUCGGAUCCUUCCAUUGCCAGAACUGUGGCACAGGGUUCAGGCUUGUCAACGAAAGAUGUGUGGACGUAAAUGAGUGUUUAAACCAAACCGUGUGCGGCCAAGGAAGGUGUGUCAACACUGAGGGCUCCUAUAGGUGCAACUGUUUCCAAGGAUACAAGCUCUCACAAGACAACGUCUGCCAAGAUGUGGAUGAGUGUGUGCUCCCGGGAGUUUGUCUCCACGGCCAUUGUGUCAAUCUGGACGGCACCCACAAGUGCACCUGUAGCCAUGGUUACCAAGUCACCUCAGACAGCAAAGCCUGUGAAGAUGUCAACGAGUGCACAACUGGUAAUGUGUGCCCUGCGGGAAUUUGCAUCAACACAGCAGGUUCCUACACUUGCCAGAACUGCAGGCCUGGGUAUGGACCAUCUGUUGAUGGACUGAGAUGUGAAGAUGUUGAUGAGUGUGCCCAGGGUGACUUGUGUCUAGGUGGUGUUUGUGUCAACACAGAGGGGUCCUACACCUGCACCAGGUGUAAGGCUGGAUACAGAGUGUCUCAAGACCGGCAGAGGUGUGAAGAUAUUGAUGAGUGCCAGUCAUUGUCUACCUGUGCCAAUGGGAUCUGUCUGAACACGGAGGGAUCUUACACCUGUGAGAACUGCCCUACAGGAUAUAGAGUAUCAUAUGAUGGGGAGUUGUGUGAAGAUAUUGAUGAGUGCUCUCUACCCAGUACCUGCCCCCAGGGAACAUGUACAAACACAGAAGGUUCCUACACAUGUGUGAGCUGUCAGCCUGGAUUCAGAGUCUCUGAGGAUGGACAGCAGUGUGACGAUGUGGAUGAGUGCUUGGUGGCUGACAUUUUAGGCCACAUGUGCUUGAAUACCCCAGGAUCUUACACCUGCCAGACCUGUGGAGUUGGCCUAUUUCCUGAAAUCGGUAAUAGCUCUGAGGAUGUGAAUGAAUGUGAGGACGCCGGGCUGUGUGUGGGCGGGAAGUGCACCAACACUGAAGGUUCCUACAUCUGCUCUUGCCCCACUGGCCUGGAGCUGGUGGAUGGGACAUCUUGUAGAGAUAUCAAUGAGUGUUUAACCAUCAUGGGGAUCUGUGGAGAAGGAGACUGUCUGAACACUGAGGGCUCCUACAUGUGCGUCUGUCCUGACGGAUAUACCACCGACGAUGGCAGGACUAUCUGCCAAGACGUGGAUGAAUGUAGGAAAGACAAUGUGUGCAUCAGCGGCCAGUGUAUAAACACUGAAGGCUCUUUCAUGUGCUUGUGUAAUGCUGGCUUCAAGUUCAACUCAGACACAGCUGACUGUGAAGACCAGAAUGAGUGCAAGGAUUUUGGAAGCUCAGUGUGUGGCACCUGGCACUGCGAAAACACCAUCGGCUCCUAUCGGUGCUUCAUGGGCUGCCAGCCUGGUCUCGAGGGAGACGACGCCACAGACUGUGAUAUUGAUGAGUGCGUCAAUGAAACCAUCUGUGGGAACCACGGCUUCUGCGAGAACACAGACGGCUCCUUCCGCUGCCAGUGUGACCAAAGCUACACCAACCCACCAGGCGAUAUGACCAGAUGUGUUGACGUGAACGAGUGUGAGAUGAGCUUGGCGCUGUGCGGGGAGGCCCUGUGUGAGAACGUCGAUGGCAGCUUCCUGUGCAUCUGCCCCAACGACAAUGAGGAAUUUGAUCCCAUCACCAGCCAGUGCCGCUCCCUGGAUGAUGCUGAUCCAAAACCUGCGGCUCCAGUGCCUCCCUCUGCUCCUUUAUCUGAAGAGAGGAAGGAGUGUUACUAUAACUUGAAUGAUGCCAACUUCUGCGACAACGUCUUGUCCCGUAACACCACCAAGCAGGAGUGCUGCUGCACAGUGGGAGCAGGCUGGGGCGACAACUGUGAGAUUCAUGCUUGUCCCAUCCAAGGAAGAGAUGAUUAUAACCAGUUGUGCCCUCAUGGCAGUGGAUUACUACCCCUGCAGGUUUCCUCUACAGAAGCCCUGGUAGAACAGCGUCCAUAUAUAGAUGCCAAUGAAUGUGAGAUGUUUGGAUCUGACAUUUGCAAGAACGGACAGUGUUCCAAUCUGUUUUCUACCUAUACCUGCUACUGUCGCUCCGGUUUCUACUAUGACAACAUCCGGCUCGAGUGUGUAGAUUUUGAUGAGUGUGAAUUUGGAAAUGCCUGUGUGGACGGAGCAUGUGUAAACACGGCCGGGUCAUUCAACUGUUUCUGCAGUCCUCCAUUGGUCCUGGACAGCUCACGGCGGCGCUGCAUCAGCCUCAACACCACAGAAACUCUAGAGCCUGAUCACGACGUGCACAUGGAUAUCUGCUGGCAGCGUCUGGAGAGGGACAGCAUGUGCGCUGAACCCCUCCAGGGACGCAGAACCACAUACACCGAGUGCUGUUGUCUUUAUGGACUAGCCUGGAGUGGACAGUGUGCCUUCUGUCCCAGGAAAGACUCUGACGACUACGCUGUAAUGUGCAACCUGCCACGGAGAGGAGGUUCAGACAGUCUGAGAGAACGGCCUAGUUAUGAGUACGGCCUGGAGGGGCCUGAGGACCCCGUGGAGCCUUUUGUCCCUCCAUACUGGGACAACUAUGAAAACCCUGCAGGACCCUAUGACAUCCCUGAGAGUGUUCCUGUUUUCAAUGACAAUGACUACAGCAUUCGACAGCCGCCUGUUCGUGUUCCUAUUCAUCGACCUCGAGAACACCAACCGCAACCAGUGAAUUCUUACGAGCGCUACGAAGGCUUUGAGGGUCUCCGAGCGGAGGAAUGUGGAAUCCUGAACGGCUGUGAAAACGGCCGCUGUGUUCGUGUGCGGGAGGGUUACACCUGCGACUGCUUCGAUGGUUACGAGCUUGACUUACACAAGAUGGCCUGUAUAGACAUAAAUGAGUGUGAGGACAUCAGCGACAAGGUGCCCUUGUGUCAAAAUGGGCAGUGUACCAACACUGAGGGAUCGUACAAGUGCACCUGUUUGCCCGGCUUUGUGGCUUCUGCCAAGCCGCACAAAUGCAUCCCUGCGAUCCCAGAAACUGGGCCUACAGAGUCAGGAAACUGAGACAGUGACUGUCAGAGCGCUGGCUUCUCCUGCUCCCUCAAAGAUUACCUUACACCCCUUUGUCCUUUUCCCGAGGGCCUGGCGCUAAACCUCCAACAGUAACGCUGAAACGUCCAAACUCGUUUCCCUACAUAAAACACACAGACGUACAAAGGCACACAUUCAGCACAAAACACAUAUUUCCCCUAAUAUACACACAAGCGGCCCAGGAAUUGUGCAGUGAAUGUAUUACAUGGGAUUUAGCAUUACACCAGAUAUUCAUUUGCCUUAAAGGGAUUUUAUGGACUGAUCUUUUUUAUUCAGUAACCCCAGGCAAUUUGAUAUGCAGAUAUAUUUUCCACAUGAUUUUCAUUUGUCACUUUUUUAUUAUGUUAUUUAUUUCAUUUACAUGACGGGCCUCUGUAAACUAAGAAUGCAACCUAUUUCAGAAGGCGUACCUGAAUCCUCUUCUUUUAUUUGUCUGACAAAUUUACAUCUAUGACAGUGUGAAGAGAUAAUACAUGACCUUUAUAAAACAAGGAAUUAAGCCACUGUAAUGCCAUAAAUCAGCUUGUGCAUCAUUGUCAACCAUCUUUUCUAGGUAUAUUAUAUCACUCAGUCUUUGAAAUUAACAGUGUCCUUGGACUAAAUGGGUGCCAGGGUUGACACACAUCAGAAAAUCAAACUUAAAGAACUUUUCCCACAGUUGCCUUUUUAUUCUUCAAGAUGAUCUUCAGGCUAAAUACCAAGUUGCACAAUCUUUGGACCAAGAACUGGGAAGACAGUACAGCCAAACUAUCACAAUGAAAGCUUUCAUGUGACCCCGGAGAGACUGUAAAUGUAUAUGAUGAUCUAAAUUAUGCUUUGAAAAAGGUGCAAUAGGUAUAACUUAGCCUCUGUUUGACACCAUUCAGUGCAGAUUUUUUCUAUUUUCUCAAUCCAAGUAAUGAAACAUGGACUCAGAUGCUGAUCUCGACAGUAUUAAUAUGUUCUGUAAAAAGCAUACUGUACUUGUUGACGUUCAAUGCCAGGCUGAAUGAAUUGUAUAUUACACAUUAGUUUUAUUGUUGAAAAUAAAGGAAGGCAAGUUAGGUGAUAUUUUGUUUCAAACAUGAUCAUCUUUCACAUUUUGGCUUCAUCCACCAGUGUCACACAAUCAAAAGGAUUUUCAUGCAAUUGGAUCCCACUUUCACAUCAGACUGUUCCCAUGUGUGCAUUUCUGAAUGCAUGUAAAGACAAAGGCUUCAUUGGAGAGGUUUGGUAUAUUUUGUACAGAUCUAGUACUAUGUAUUAUUUUUGUUACAUAUUCUCUUAAUGCAUUAUAGCACAACCAAUACUUUGUUUGACAUAAAACAUAAAAUGUAUGGAAAAUCUGGCAUUAUAGCUUUGUAGAUUUAUACAUGUCUGUAAAAAUGUUUUUAUAAGCAUAUCUUUUUAUGUAUGAGGAGAGUGGCUGACACUGUACCAGAGGAACUGUAUGUAUCCUGCCCUGUGGAGCAGACAAUGAAAUAUAUUUUUGGAAGUGGCAGCACUGUUUCUAAUCACAGACGUUUUGUCAUUACAAAGACAAUGCUUUUAAAAUGCAAGCACCACUGUGCGUAACCGCUCUAUGGCUAAAUAUUAAUAACAAUACAUAAUUUCUUUUAGUCUCUGUCAGGUCUUUUUUCAUGAAUGUAUCAUAGCCAUCAUCAGCCUACCCAUUGGGUUUUUAUAUUUGAGUUACCUUUCAUACCCUUUUGUCCUUUGUAUUCAGGUUUUACGAAUGGUGUUCUCUGUCUAAUAAACUAAACUUCUCUCAAGAAAUCUCAGCAGCAUAGAGACAUAAGUGUAAUUCUAACUUUAGCUGAUUUUUGCCCUUAACCUGCAUCCAUUUACCAUAAGCCUACAGUUGUUUAAAUGUUUCCAUUUCAUUUCCACUGUACUUUACUGUGCUGUUCAAGUUAUUGCCUUAAUCAGAUUGGAAGUCAGGAAUACAUUUAGUUUGAAGUUGGAAUAUUUAAAGCCUUUCAAAAGCAUGAAUAACUUGAGCUGAAUUGUCAUGUUGUAAAGCCGUGGUCAUUGGAUAUAUCAUGCUCAUUCAUGUUGUUUACCUCUUGACUGUAAUCUUUAUCAGUCAUCAAAUAAAAAAAUAUAAAAAAGUGUAAA
This is a messenger RNA of Sphaeramia orbicularis (orbiculate cardinalfish), 8834 nucleotides long. RefSeq names its product latent-transforming growth factor beta-binding protein 2. Gene Ontology annotation, molecular function: calcium ion binding. The record is from RefSeq and is a predicted model, not a curated record. NCBI's taxonomy places the organism in Eukaryota, Metazoa, Chordata, Actinopteri, Kurtiformes, Apogonidae.